Aspergillus pseudoviridinutans is the source of this 342-nucleotide messenger RNA. RefSeq names its product putative pre-mRNA branch site protein p14. The record is from RefSeq and is a predicted model, not a curated record. The transcript has 5 exons. Gene Ontology annotation, molecular function: mRNA binding. Gene Ontology annotation, cellular component: nucleus; cytoplasm; ribonucleoprotein complex. Bases 1 to 342 code for a protein of 113 amino acids. Lineage: Eukaryota; Fungi; Ascomycota; Eurotiomycetes; Eurotiales; Aspergillaceae.
AUGAGCCGGAAGCUCGCCCCCGAAGCCAAUCGGAUUCUCUUCGUCAAGAACCUCAACUACAACGUGACUGCUGAGCAGCUAUUUGAUCUCUUCGGCAAAUUUGGGCCCAUCCGUCAAAUACGCCAAGGAAUUGCGAACAACUCAAAGGGUACCGCUUUUGUUGUAUAUGAAGACGUUCACGACGCCAAACAGGCAUGCGAUAAGCUCAAUGGAUUCAAUUUUCAGAACAGAUACCUUGUCGUGUUAUACCACCAGCCGGAAAAAAUGCUUAGGUCGAAAGAGGACCUGGCGGAAAGGCAAGAGAAUUUGGAGCGUCUCAAACAGCAGCAUGGGAUAGAAUGA